CAAACAUUAGAAUAAGUACAACACAAAGAGAAGAUCGAAUAUAUAACGUAAGGAGUGUGUGUGUGUGUGUGUGUGUGUGUGAUCGAUUGUGGAUAAUUGGAGAGAUGAACUAAAUACAACAGAACAUUAGGAUCAUUUAUUCUGGUAACAAUUAUCAUCAUCAUCAUCAUAAAUAUACUACUUAUAAUCAUCAUAAUAAUAAAAUGCAAAAAUCAAUUCGUGCAAAUGAGCAUCAAUUAUAUUAUUUAGUGAAUAAAGCUCGUGAAAAUGGUUUAGCUAAAUUAUCUGGUAAUUUAUGGAAAAGAAGUUUAGAUACUGGUAAAUGGCAAUUACGUUACUUUAUAUUAUAUCAGAAUUUAUUGUUUUAUUUCGAUGGUGAACGUGCAGAAAGACCAUCUGGUGUUAUAUUUUUAGAAAGUUCUUAUUGUGAACCAAAUGUUAAUUUAAAAUCUGGACGAGAUGAUAAAACUGGUGGACAACAAGGAAACUACUUCACGAUAUCCUAUCGUAAAGAAGGUGUCCGUCAAUAUGAUCUACGUGCUGAUACUGAAGAAGAAUGUUUCAUGUGGGUUGAUGCAAUCAAUGGUGCCAGUUUCAGUAAAUUGUUAGAAUUAAAACAAGAAGCUGAACAGAAACAAUUACAUUUAUCACAAAUACUUGAAACAGAACAACGAGCUAAAUGGCAUUAUGUUAAACAAAUUGAAGAAUUAACCGCUGAAAUAAAACAAUUAAAGUAUGAAUUCAAUGAAUAUCGCAUUGAUCGUCGAUUUAAUUUAGAAUUGGAAAAUGAAUCAGAAGAGUUGAGAAAAAUUAAAAAGGUGCAAUCAUUCUUUCGUGGUUGGUUAUGUCGUCGCCGAUGGAAACAAAUUGUUGAAGAAUACAUUCGAUCAGAUCAUGCUGAAUCAAUGCGUCGACGUAAUAGUAUUGUAUUUGGCUUAGUUGAAUGCGAAGACGAAUAUGUUCAACAAUUGUCUAUAUUAGUCACUUGUUACUUGAGACCGUUUCGUAUGGCUGCGAGUUCGAAAAAGCCAAUUGUUAGUCAUGAAGACGUGAAUUCAAUAUUUUUAAAUGCUGAAGCAGUUUUAUUUUUACAUCAAGUUUUUGUUCAAGGUUUACGGAAUAAAAUGGAGAAUUGGCCUACUUUACAAUUAGGUGAUCUAUUCGAUUUAUUAUUACCAAUGUUGGGAAUCUAUCAAGAAUAUAAUAUAAACAACGUCCAGAAUUUACACAUAUGCUUAAACGUCUUGAAGAGAAACCAUUAUGUGAAGGUAGAUCAAUUGAAUCGUUUUUAACUUAUCCAAUGCAUCAAAUUCCACGUUACAUAAUCACUUUGCAUGAAUUACUUGCUCAUACACCAUAUGAUCAUGUUGAUAGGAAGAAAUUAGAGUUUGCUACAUCGAAAUUGGAGCAAAUAUCUCAUUCCGUUUCACUUUCUUCGCUCCGUCUCUCUGAUUG
Messenger RNA from Schistosoma curassoni, 1455 nucleotides. The record is from the annotation of a GenBank genome assembly. NCBI's taxonomy places the organism in Eukaryota, Metazoa, Platyhelminthes, Trematoda, Strigeidida, Schistosomatidae.